Messenger RNA from Propithecus coquereli (Coquerel's sifaka), 477 nucleotides. RefSeq names its product talanin-like. NCBI's taxonomy places the organism in Eukaryota, Metazoa, Chordata, Mammalia, Primates, Indriidae. The record is from RefSeq and is a predicted model, not a curated record.
AUGAAAGAAGCUUCCUCUUGGAAAGACACCUUCCAGCCACUCUAUCCUUCGGAGAGGAAAACCCAAGCUUGGUGUUGGCAGUCAGGUAGUUCAUUGGAACUGGAAACCACCUACUCAGCUUCCUCCCCACCGCCAACUGGAAGCAACCAUGACGAUGUGCUGACAGCCCUUGCAGAGUUGCACUGUGAUCUCUCUGAGCUCGUCACGGUACCUUCCUAUGCAGGAGUUUCAAUUCAAGCACACAUUCGCAUCCACAGCAGACCCUCACCCACUCCCCCACCAGAUGCCAACCGUGAUGAGGAUGCAGUGACAAUAACAGAAAGUAUCUUCCGUCAGAAACCUUGUGCCUUCCAUUCUCCUACGAAUCAAAGCAGGGCCAUCAGCUUUGUUGUACUUGGACAACUCCAAAAUUGUGUGUUUGAUAAGUGGCAGCAGAUCGGCGUCCCUGACUUCCCAGGCCCAGCAAAGCACAGCUGA